CGACUCAUACAAUUAUCACGAUUACGAUAACCGCCAUCAUCCAUUUGUUCUUCAUCCUGUUAUAAACUCAAUUCGAUUUAGGGUUUCACCAUCGCGAUUUCAAUUCGACCUCCACCUGCUACAGUUUCCCUCAAAAGUUCACCAUGGCGACGGCAUCAGUGGCGUUUAAGUCCCGAGAGGAUCACAGGAAGCAGAUGGAGCUGGAAGAAGCACGUAAAGCUGGGCUUGCACCUGCGGAGGUUGAUGAAGAUGGAAAAGAAAUCAAUCCGCAUAUUCCUCAGUAUAUGUCAUCUGCUCCGUGGUAUCUUAAUGCAGAAAGACCGAGUUUGAAGCAUCAAAGGAAAUGGAAAUCGGAUCCAAAUUACACAAAAUCGUGGUAUGAUAGAGGGGCGAAAAUAUUCCAAGCUGAUAAGUACAGGAAGGGUGCGUGUGAAAACUGUGGAGCCAUGACACACACCAGUAAAGCCUGCAUGGAAAGGCCCCGUAAGCUCGGAGCAAAAUGGACCAGUAAAAAUAUAGCACCUGAUGAGAAGAUCGAGACUUUUGAGCUCGAUUAUGAUGGAAAGCGGGACCGGUGGAAUGGGUAUGAUGCAGCUUCGUAUGCUCAUGUGAUUGAUCGAUAUGAAGCUCGAGAUGAAGCGCGGAAAAAGUAUUUAAAAGAGCAGCAGUUGAAAAAGCUUGAAGAAAAGAACAAUACUGAAGCUGCUGAAGAAGGCAGUGAUGAUGAAGAUAAUGAAGACGGUCUAAAGGUAGAUGAAGCCAAGGUUGAUGAAAGCAAGCAGAUGGAUUUCGCUAAAGUCGAGAAACGUGUUCGUACCACUGGUGGUGGGUCCACAGGAACCGUGAGGAAUCUUCGUAUUCGAGAAGAUACAGCGAAAUACCUUCUUAAUCUUGACGUUAAUUCCGCUCAUUAUGAUCCGAAAACCCGAUCCAUGCGUGAGGAUCCACUUCCAGAUAUGGAUCCGAAUGAGAAGUUUUAUGCUGGUGAUAAUCAAAAUAGAGUAAGUGGUCAAGCUUUGGAGUUUAAGCAGCUGAAUAUACACGCUUGGGAAGCAUUUGACAAGGGGAAUGAUGUGCACAUGCAAGCUGCUCCUUCACAAGCCGAAUUGUUGUUCAAAAAUUUCCAGAUCAACAAAGAAAAGUUGAAAUCUAAAGUUAAGGAGACGAUUUUGGAGGAAUACGGGAAUGCAGCCGCUGAAGACCCACUUCCAAGAGAGUUAUUAUUGGGUCAAAGUGAGAGAGAGGUUGAGUAUGAUCGCGCUGGUAGGGUUAUUAAGGGACAAGAAAUGGCCCUUCCUAAGAGCAAAUAUGAAGAGGAUGUUUACAUUAAUAACCACACAACCGUUUGGGGUUCAUGGUGGAAAGAUCAUCAAUGGGGUUAUAGAUGCUGCAAGCAGUUUGUUAGAAACAGUUACUGUACGGGAGCUGCUGGAAUCGAGGCUGCUGAGGCUGCUGCAGACCUUAUGAAGGCUAAUAUUGCCCGUAAAGAGGCCACUGAAGAUGUGAUUGCUCCGACGGAAGAGAAGCAACCUGCCACAUGGGGAACAGACAUACCCGAUGACUUGGUUCUGGAUCAAGAGAAACUUGCUGAAGCACUUAAGAAGGAGGACAAGAGGAGGAGAGAAGAGAAAGAUGAACGAAAACGCAAAUAUAACGUUAAGUGGAAUGAUGACGUGACAGCUGAAGACAUGGAGGCAUACAGGAUGAAGAGGGUUCAUCAUGAUGAUCCAAUGAAGGAUUUUCUGAACUAACUCCGAUCUCUAAUUUGGUGCUGCAUGUUCUUAUCUUUAUGCUUCUUAUUACAUAUGUUUGGGAAGGUUGAGAAUACUGUUUAAAACCUUUAGUAUCUGGAUAAUUGAAGUUUGUUGGUUGUGAUUUGCUUGGGUUUACACAAAUCAAUGGUUGUUAUGUAACAUACUGUGAUCCUUUUGGCUCGAUGGUCCUUUCUAUCUAUAUGUUGGUAAAUCUGCAAAUUCAUGUA
Messenger RNA from Helianthus annuus (common sunflower), 1981 nucleotides. RefSeq names its product pre-mRNA-splicing factor SLU7. The transcript has 4 exons. The coding region runs from base 144 to 1751 and encodes 535 amino acids. Gene Ontology annotation, biological process: mRNA splicing, via spliceosome. The record is from RefSeq and is a predicted model, not a curated record. NCBI's taxonomy places the organism in Eukaryota, Viridiplantae, Streptophyta, Magnoliopsida, Asterales, Asteraceae. Gene Ontology annotation, cellular component: spliceosomal complex. Gene Ontology annotation, molecular function: pre-mRNA 3'-splice site binding.